Messenger RNA from Drepanopeziza brunnea f. sp. 'multigermtubi' MB_m1, 1773 nucleotides. Lineage: Eukaryota; Fungi; Ascomycota; Leotiomycetes; Helotiales; Drepanopezizaceae. The record is from RefSeq and is a predicted model, not a curated record.
AUGAAGCGCAAACUGGACGCCAAUGACGUGCCUAAUCCUGCAACUGAAAUCGAGGGCAAGAAGGAGGACGCAACAUUUGCAGCGUUAGGACUCGACUCGCGAUUACUCCAAGGAAUCGCGAAGCAGAACUUUCAGACCCCCACACUGGUGCAGAGCAAAGCAAUUCCUCUGGCACUGGAGGGCCGAGAUAUACUGGCGAGGGCGAAGACUGGAACCGGAAAGACAGCGGCCACAUCCGCCCUGAUACUUGUGCCGACUCGCGAACUUGCCGAUCAAGUGAUAAAGGUUGUCGAGUCGUUCUCCGCCUUCUGCACGAAAGAGAUCCGCGCGGUCAACCUCGCCCAAAAGGUUUCUGAUGCCGUCCUACGGUCCCUCCUCGCCGACUCCCCCGAUAUUGUCAUUGCGACGCCUGCUCGAGCCUCGAUGAACUUGAACACUGCAGCUUUCUCUCUUGAAAACCUGGCGCAUUUAGUUAUUGAUGAGGCGGAUCUGGUUCUGUCGUACGGUUACGACGAGGAUUUGCAGAAUGUGGCCAAGAUUAUGCCGAAGGGCGUGCAAACAAUACUAAUGAGUGCGACUUUAACCAGCGAAGUCGAAACAUUGAAAGGGCUGUUCUGCCGGAACCCAGUGGUUUUGAAAUUGGAGGAAGCAGAGGUAGAAGGAGAGGGAGUCAGCCAGUUUGUUGUGAAAUGCGCAGAAGACGAGAAGUUUCUGCUGGCAUAUGUCAUUUUCAAGCUGAAGCUGAUCAAAGGCAAAUGUAUUAUAUUUGUUGGAGAUAUCGACAGGUGCUACAGACUGAAGCUCUUUCUCGAGCAAUUUGGAACGAGAAGCUGUAUUCUGAACUCGGAAUUGCCAGUCAACUCGAGAAUCCAUGUGGUAGAGGAGUUCAACAAGAACGUUUACGACAUCAUCAUUGCUUCUGACGAGCACGAGGUACUAGGGGAUGAGGAUGAGCCGAAGGAGGAUAAUGGAACGAAUGAGGCAGUGGCUGAGGAUGGUACGGCAGCAGUGAAAAAAGACAAGAACGCUGAGCCAGCAGCACAACCUUCGAAAAAGAAACGCAGAACGGUGAAGAAGGAUAAGGAGUAUGGAGUUUCGAGAGGUAUCGACUUCAAGAAUGUCGCGUGCGUUCUUAACUUCGACCUUCCCACGUCCUCCAAAUCCUACACCCAUCGAAUCGGCCGAACCGCCAGAGCUGGCCAGACUGGAAUGGCCCUGUCAUUCGUGAUCCCCAAGGAGCUGUAUCGAAAGCACAAACCAACAAGUAUUCAAUCGGCUAAAGACGACGAGAAGAUACUGGCGAAGAUUGUGAAGCACCAGGCGAAGAAGGGCAAGGAAGUAAAGCCGUACAAUUUCGACAUGAAGCAAGUGGACGCAUUCAGAUACCGUAUGGGUGAUGCGCUGCGGGCUGUGACUGGUAUCGCCAUCCGUGAAGCCAGAACCCGAGAGUUGAGGCAGGAGUUGAUCAAGAGCGAGAAGCUGAAGCGCCAUUUUGAGGAGAACCCCGAGGAUCUGCAUCAUUUGCGACACGAUGGUGAGCUACGAGCUGCACGAGUUCAGUCACAUAUGAAGCAUGUUCCAGAGUAUUUACUGCCAAAGGAGGGUAGGAAGGCACUGACUUCAGGUGAAAUUGGUUUUGUUGGGAUUAGGAAGACGACUGAUAAUCGAAUCAGGAAAGCUAGGGCGGUGAACAGGGGUAAGGGAAAAGGAAAGAAGGUCAUUGGGCGCAAGAUGGACCCUUUGAAGACGUUCAAGGGGAGCUUGCGGAAAUAA